AUGCUGAAUACUCUCAGUCUGCUCCGUGCGCUGUUGUCGCACACAAACUUGGCUUUUAGUGGGGACUCGACCUGGUUGAAAGUGUCCAAUCGGGUUGUGAGGACCCCAGCAGAGCCGGCGCCGUACCAACAGCCGUGCAGUUGCGAUGCUGCCGACGUGGCAACCAGCCGAGGCGUCAAGACGGGGAACCCAGGGCAUCCGGAGAGGAGGGGACAAGAGCUGAGUGUGUACGAGCACACGGAGCUGCGUCUUCAACGCGCAACCCUGCUUCACCAAGUGGGGAGGGAGCUUCACCGAAUUCGGGAGCUGUCCCGUCGGGAUCCAAACGACGUUCGGACAGCACCGGGGGAGCUGCGACAGGUGCUCUCAACUAUCGAGCAGCUGUUCGAGGACCUGCGGUUUGUUUGGUCACUCCUUUAUCCGGACGAGUAG
Klebsormidium nitens is the source of this 432-nucleotide messenger RNA. Lineage: Eukaryota; Viridiplantae; Streptophyta; Klebsormidiophyceae; Klebsormidiales; Klebsormidiaceae. The record is from the annotation of a GenBank genome assembly.